Messenger RNA from Loxodonta africana (African savanna elephant), 281 nucleotides. Its product is annotated as cornifin-B-like. The coding region runs from base 12 to 281 and encodes 89 amino acids. The record is from RefSeq and is a predicted model, not a curated record. The transcript has a single exon. Lineage: Eukaryota; Metazoa; Chordata; Mammalia; Proboscidea; Elephantidae.
ACCUUUGAAGCAUGAGUUCCGAGCAGCAGAAGCAGCCCUGUGCCCCACCCCCUCAGCUUCAGCAGCAGCAGGUGAAACUGCCUUGCCAGCCUCCACCCCAAGAACCAUGUGUCCCCAAGGUGCCUGAGCCCUGCCACCCCAAAGUGCCUGAGCCCUGCCACCCCAAGGUGCCUGAGCCCUGCCACCCCAAGGUACCUGAGCCCUGCAACCCCACGGUGCCUGACCCCUGCCCCCCAACGGUCACUCCAGCACCAGCCCAGCAGAAGACCAAGCAGAAGUAA